AUGGCGGCGGUGAAGCGCGCCUACCUCGCCGUCUACAACUGGGCCGUCUUCUUCGGAUGGGCGCAGGUGCUCUACUUCGCCGUGGAGGCGCUGCUCCGGUCGGGGCACGAGGACGUGUACGCCGCCGUCGAGAGGCCGCUCCAGCUCGCGCAGACCGCCGCCGUCCUCGAGAUCCUCCACGGCCUCGUCGGCCUGGUGAGGUCGCCGGUGUCGGCCACGCUGCCGCAGAUCGGGUCGCGCCUCUUCGUCACCUGGGGCAUCCUCUGGAGCUUCCCCGAGGUGCGGUGCUCUUCUCCAUGGUGCCCUUCUCCGUUCUUCUUGCUUCGUGCAUACCUCAUCCUAUCCUCUGUUUUCCUUGCUCUGUUUUCUUGUACGGCUUUGCAGACCAGGACACACAUCCUGGUGAGCUCCUUGGUCAUCAGCUGGUCCAUCACCGAGAUUAUUAGGUACUCUUUUUUCGGCACAAAAGAGCUGUUUGGAUCUGCCCCAUCAUCGCUUCUAUGGUAUAGCUCUUUCCUAGUCAUGUACCCAACCGGCAUCAGCAGCGAGGUUGGCUUGAUAUACAUUGCGUUGCAGUUCAUCAAGGUUAGAAUGCCCAACAAAUGGAACUAUUCAUUUGACUACUUCUAUGCAUCAAUCCUGGUACUCCUAGUCUAUGUUCCAGGAAGCCCGCAUAUGUACACGUACAUGCUUGGGCAGCGCAAGAAGGCGCUUGCAAAGUCGAAGACUGCGUAA
This is a messenger RNA of Triticum turgidum subsp. durum (durum wheat), 735 nucleotides long. The record is from the annotation of a GenBank genome assembly. NCBI's taxonomy places the organism in Eukaryota, Viridiplantae, Streptophyta, Magnoliopsida, Poales, Poaceae.